This is a messenger RNA of Boleophthalmus pectinirostris (great blue-spotted mudskipper), 892 nucleotides long. RefSeq names its product PSMC3 interacting protein (gene psmc3ip). NCBI's taxonomy places the organism in Eukaryota, Metazoa, Chordata, Actinopteri, Gobiiformes, Gobiidae. The transcript has 8 exons. Gene Ontology annotation, cellular component: DNA recombinase auxiliary factor complex; condensed nuclear chromosome. The coding region runs from base 101 to 739 and encodes 212 amino acids. Gene Ontology annotation, biological process: homologous chromosome pairing at meiosis; meiotic strand invasion involved in reciprocal meiotic recombination; meiotic joint molecule formation. Gene Ontology annotation, molecular function: double-stranded DNA binding; recombinase activator activity. The record is from RefSeq and is a predicted model, not a curated record.
AGACGAUCUCUGCUGUGACGCACAUCUCCCGCGAAACUUGUUUGCGGAAAGAGCGGAAUAGAUCCAUGAGCGCACACAGACUGCACCAAGAGGCUCCGCGAUGAGUAAAAAAGACAAUGGUGCAUCUGUCAUCCUUGCCUAUCUGAAUGAGAAGAACAGGCCGUACAGUGUGCAGGAUGUCUUUUGUAAUCUACAGAAACAACAUGGAUUGGGCAAAACAGCCGUGGUCAAAGCCAUGGAGCUGCUUGCCUCUGAAGGGAAGAUUAAAGAGAAAACUUAUGGUAAACAAAAGAUCUAUUUUGCAGAUCAGGGCCAAUUCAAAGAUGUGAGUGACGAAGACCUAAAGGAGAUGGAUGCUCAGAUCUCAAAGCUCACUGCAGAGCUACAGACACUCACACAAAACUGCAGACAGCUAGAUUCAGAGCUUAAGGAACUGAACAACUCCUUGACAACUGAGGAAAUUACCCAAGAGAUAAAACAGCUGAAAGAAGACUGUUCGGCGUUGAAAACCAGACUGGAGAAGAUAAAAUCAGCUACAAACCAUGUCACACCUGAAGAGAGGGAAAAGGUUUACAAAGAGCGAAAUCUGUAUGUCAAAGAGUGGAAGAAGAGAAAGAGACUGGCAUCUGAUAUGAUGAAUUCCAUUUUGGAGGGGUAUCCAAAGAGCAAAAAAGAGUUUCUGGAGGAAGUUGGUGUGGAGACAGAUGAAGAUUACAAAGUCACCAUCCCAAAUAUUUAAAAACUGGUGUUUGUACAAUGUUCGAGGCCACUUUUUGGCUUUUUUUUUUUUAAGUAAAGUUUAAUUUCUGUAUAGUUCAGGUGUACAUUAAUUUCAUUAUUGAAUGUAUUUUGAAUGUAAUCUAAACAUUGUCCAAAAAUAGGCUAUAUACAU